Molecule: messenger RNA, 915 nt
Organism: Temnothorax curvispinosus
Lineage: Eukaryota; Metazoa; Arthropoda; Insecta; Hymenoptera; Formicidae
Product: UDP-glucuronosyltransferase 2B2-like
Exons: 3
Molecular function (GO): UDP-glycosyltransferase activity
Source: RefSeq, a predicted model, not a curated record
UUCAUCAUUAUUUUGAAGGAUGUGCGCAUAUUUCUUGACGGAGCAAAGAAUGGAGCCAUCGUAAUAUCGUUAGGAACGAAUGUGAAAUGGAAACAUUUCAAUUUAGAUACGGUUAAAACCGUUAUAUUGGCUCUGUCGAAACUAAAACAACGAGUGCUGUGGAAGCUAGAUAUUGAAGUGCCAUUUGAGAUGCCCAAAAAUGUAAUGGUUGUGAAAUGGAUGCCUCAAAGCGAAGUUUUAUCUCAUAAAAAUGUAAGAGCAGUCUGGACACAUGGUGGUCUUCUGAGUACGCAGGAAGCUAUUUGGAAAGGUAUACCAAUGAUCGUAAUGCCUUUCAUUAUAGAUCAAAAAUCCAAUGCAAGAAUAUUAGUAGCUAAAGGUGUUGGCAUACAGUUGGACAUUAAAACUUUGUCCACGCAAUCCAUAUUACGCGCAGCUGAAGAAGUACUUUACAAUGAAAGUUAUACGAGAAACAUGAAACGAUUAUCUAGCGAAUUCCGGGAUCGGCCAAUACCGCCAUUAGAUUUAGCUAUUUGGGGCAUUGAAUACACCGUUCGCCAUCCAAAUGGAACUUUAGUGACGCCGCUGAGAUCUCAGAGCUGGGUGGAACAAAAUCUGAUUGAUGUUUACGCAUUUUUGUUUCUUAGUUUCUUCAUAAUAUUGUUAAGUAUAUUCUUUGUAAUAAAACUAUUGAUUAAUUUUUAUUAUAAUUAUAUGUACACUACAUCUAAUUUACGCAAGAGUAAACAUGCGUAAGUCGUAGAAACAUUAACAAACUUUGCGUGCAGUUACUGCAUAUAAUGUUAAUGUAAAGAAGUGAAUAUAACUUGAAUAUAGAAAAUGUCAUAAUAAUUGCAUUGAUAUUGUAAUUAAUAUAUAUUAAAUUAUGUUAUACUAAAUUGUAAAAUAAAAUAA